CACAGCACAGUCCAUCAUGACCAUCACCGAGGAGCUCUCCUCCUGGCUCGCUCCGUCCACCGUAGAGGUGUCCACCCCGCCGCGGCUCGGCCACCCCGCCCCCUCAUCGCCCGAGCUCCCCCUGCCCAACCCCAACCGCCAACCCACGAUCAUCCUCUUUCUCCGCCACUGCGGAUGUCCAGUGGCGGAAUCCGAUUUCCGCACCCUCCGCCUAGCAGCCGCCCAGCACCCGCAGCUCGACUUCGUCGCGGUCUCGCAUAGCGAUGCACCCUCCACGGCGCGGUGGCUGGAGGCGGUGGGUGGGGCGGUAGCGCCUGGGUCGGGGUCUCGAUCGACUCCGGUGCGGGUGAUCGUCGAUGUCGAGCGGCGACUGUAUGCGCGCUGGGGCUCGGGGGUGGCCUCCUGGAGUCACGUGAUGAGCCCGAGCGCGCUGAUGAAUAUCGUCAAGUUGGGCCGCGAGAAGGGGAUCUGGAACCGGCCGACGGAGAGCGGCAGUCGGUGGCAGGCGGGGGGGUUCUGGGCCGUGGAUGGCGAGGGGAUCGUGCGCUGGGGCCGGCCGGCCAGGCGGGCGGAUGAUUUCAUGGAUGUUGAGGCGGCGAUCCAGGCUGUUCGCUAAGUCGAUGGUUCGAUCGGGUGUUGGGUUGGUGUGGACAUAUUAAGUCUAGUCGUCUAGUUGAUUGGUUCGUACGUGGAAUGGAGUUGCGUGAC
Messenger RNA from Aspergillus aculeatinus CBS 121060, 708 nucleotides. RefSeq lists its product as uncharacterized. Lineage: Eukaryota; Fungi; Ascomycota; Eurotiomycetes; Eurotiales; Aspergillaceae. Bases 17 to 616 code for a protein of 199 amino acids. The record is from RefSeq and is a predicted model, not a curated record. The transcript is spliced from 2 exons.